Messenger RNA from Prunus persica (peach), 1071 nucleotides. Its product is annotated as phospholipase A(1) DAD1, chloroplastic. The transcript has a single exon. NCBI's taxonomy places the organism in Eukaryota, Viridiplantae, Streptophyta, Magnoliopsida, Rosales, Rosaceae. The coding region runs from base 13 to 1071 and encodes 352 amino acids. Gene Ontology annotation, molecular function: glycerophospholipase activity. The record is from RefSeq and is a predicted model, not a curated record. Gene Ontology annotation, biological process: lipid metabolic process.
GGGAAGAGGUGGAUGGAAUAUCAAGGAAGCAAUAACUGGGAGUGUUUGCUAGACCCUCUUGAUCAUACCCUUCGCUCUGAAAUCCUUCGCUACGGUCAGUUUGUGGAGGCUGCCUAUCGCUCUUUUGACUUUGAUCCCAUGUCUCCAACCUAUGCCACAUGUCGUUUUCCAAGAAAUUCACUCUUGACCCGAUCCGGGUUUGAGCAGACCGGAUACCGGGUAACCAAAAAUCUACGGGCCACGUGUGGAGUACAAAUGCCGCGUUGGAUUGGAGGAGUGCCAAGUUGGAUGUCUACUCAGUCGAGCUGGAUUGGCUACGUGGCAAUUUGUCAAGAUAAAGAGGAGAUCGCAAGAUUGGGACGUCGUGACGUUGUGAUUGCUUUCCGGGGCACCAUCACGUGCCUGGAAUGGGUUGAAAAUCUACGAGCCACCUUGACUGAGGUGCCGGAUUAUGUGGGACCCAAAAGUGGUGGGCCGAUGGUAGAAAGAGGCUUUUUAAGCCUUUACACUUCGAGAACUGCCACUUCCUCUAGCUUGCAAGACAUGAUUAGGAGGGAGAUUUCAAAAAUCAUCGAAUUGUACGGUGAUGAGCCACUUAGCUUAACUAUAACAGGUCAUAGCCUUGGAGCAGCACUCGCCAUUCUGAGCGCGUAUGAUAUAACCGCCACCUUUGCGAAAGCACCAAUGGUCACAGUGGUAUCGUUCGGUGGGCCCCGUGUGGGAAAUAGGAGCUUGGGAUGCCAGCUGGACAAAAGUGGAACCCGGAUACUCCGAAUUGUGAAUUCGGACGAUCCAAUUCCCAAAGUACCUGGCUUUGUAUUUGAAGACGGUGAUGAUGUGGAAAGCACAAAGAAUGUCCACGUGGCAAACUUGCCAAGAUGGAUUCUUAAGUGUGUGGAAGACAGGCAAUGGGUAUAUGCUGACAUGGGACAGGAGCUGAGACUUAGCAGCAAGGAGUCACCGUAUCUCAACAAAAGCAACCUCGCCACAUGUCAUGAUCUGAAGACAUACCUCCACUUGGUGAACGGCUUUGUUAGUUCCAAGUGUCCUUUUAAUGAGAUGAUGGCAUGA